Molecule: messenger RNA, 947 nt
Organism: Macrobrachium nipponense
Lineage: Eukaryota; Metazoa; Arthropoda; Malacostraca; Decapoda; Palaemonidae
Product: heme-binding protein 2-like
Exons: 7
Coding region: 181-816 (211 amino acids)
Source: RefSeq, a predicted model, not a curated record
CCGUUUGCAUAACCACCAGGUUCAGACAAUUACAGCCAAAUGAAUAUAAAUGGUAAUUAGGCAUUAAUCUAGAUCACUGUACUUCUGCUAACAUACUGCACAGGCAGCCGCUUUUCACUUCUCGUUCAAAAACGAAGUCUGCGGUUUAGUUUUCGAAGUGUCCAGUGGGCAGCGACCUCAAUGAAGCUACUGACAGCUCUAGUAUUCCUGCUGGCGGUGGCAGGAACCCAGUCCGGAAUUGUAGACAGUUUCAUUAGCCAAGUGAAAAGUUUAUUUACCACUCAUGAAGAGGCUCCAUAUCAUGUCACCGAGUGGUCCUCGGAAUAUGAAGAGAGGCGAUACCCACCUCAAAAAUGGGUUUGCUCACAAGAGGAAGCCAAACCUGGAGAGUACACUGUCGAAGAACUAACGACAUCCUUGUUCUGGAGGCUUUUCGCUUACAUAGGCGGCCAUAACGCUGAAGGGAAGGCGAUCGAAAUGACCGGUCCGGUAACGGUCGAGGUCACUUUGCUUGAAUCCGGUGGCAAGAGGUUUACAGAAUGUUUCUACUUGGGAAAUGCACACCAGGCCAAUCCACCUCAGCCGGCGGAAUCUCACACUUUCAUACAGGACCGCCCAGAGCUCUAUGUCCUUACGAGGACCGUCGGGGGAUACGUCGAAGCUGAAGCAGAGUGGCAAAGGGAAGCUCAGAGUUUGGCAUCUAUCCUCGAGCGUCACGGAAGAACUGUAUCCUUCGAUCGCCAGUACUGGGUUGGAUAUGAUCCUCCAGUGAAGUUCUGGAACCGCCGCAAUGAAGUUUGGUUUGUGGAGAACUAAAGAUGAGCCUUGCCUGCGGAAACUUCAGUCUAGUCCAGCAUCAGAGAAGCUGGUUCAUGAAAAAUGAACUUUAUUAUUAAAAGUUAGUGACUGUUGUGCUUUAACCUGUAAAAUAAAGCAACGUACCUGCA